Trypanosoma cruzi is the source of this 2691-nucleotide messenger RNA. RefSeq names its product trans-sialidase, putative. The transcript has a single exon. The record is from RefSeq and is a predicted model, not a curated record. Bases 1 to 2691 code for a protein of 896 amino acids. Gene Ontology annotation, cellular component: cytoplasm; membrane; intracellular membrane-bounded organelle. Lineage: Eukaryota; Euglenozoa; Kinetoplastea; Trypanosomatida; Trypanosomatidae. Gene Ontology annotation, biological process: oligosaccharide catabolic process; ganglioside catabolic process. Gene Ontology annotation, molecular function: exo-alpha-sialidase activity.
AUGGGUGACGGUGCUUACUGUUUUACCUCUUUUAUUCGGUAUUUUUUUUUUUUUUUUUUUACUGAAACAAGAAGGAAUUUACGACCAAACGCUACCGUGAAAUUCGAGGGUACUGAAGGACCGGCAACAGCACACAAACCGCCCACACACACACAUACUUGUAUGCUCUCACGUGUUGCUGCUGUCAAGGCACCCAACAAACACAACUGUCGCCGCGUGACCGGAUCCAGCGGAAGGAGGAGGGAAGGAAGAGGGAGUGAGCCGCAGAGGCCCAACAUGUCGCGGCAUCUCUUUUACUCUGCGGUGGUGCUCCUUCUUUUUAUGAUGAUGUGCUGCGGCACUGGUGCAGCUGCGGAAGAUGAGACGGCGUCAUGUCCGGAAUCUUCAAAGGGUAAACGUUUUGUUUGGAGAGAUUUGAAAGGUGAUGAAACAGUGAGUUUGCUCCGUGUUCCCAGUCUUGUUGAGAUGGAGGGUGACGUGUUUGCCGUUGCCGAGGCGCAGUACAAGAAGGGUGAAUACACAUUUACUGGCAUUGCCUCGGAGCUCCUAAAGUUGAGUGAUGGAACACCAAAAGCCCUGGAAACAACUCAGGUGAAGACGGAAGUACUGGAGGAAUGUUCUACUGACGGAGGGGAAUGCCCCUCCCAAACAGUAGUUGCGGCUGCUUCCCAAAGCGGGACGGGAGUACUUGUGUUCCGACCAACAACAGUCGCGAGGGGAAGUGAUAUUUACAUGCUUGCUGGAAUCUACAUAAAUGAAAAUGCCCGCAAUUGUGAAUCGGUUGCGUCUGAGGCGACUCCAUUUGAACUUUUGCUGGUGAAGGGGAACGUCAGAGCUGAAGGCAGUAAAAACAGAAUUUUUUGGAAUGAUACUUACGUUAUCCCGUGGGAUUCCAAUGACGAACAACUCAAAUCGUUGAAUUCCGUGAUUGGCGGCGGUGGAUCGGGUGUAAAGAUGGGUGACGGUACGCUUGUGUUUCCAUUGGAAGGUACAAAGCAGGAGAAUGGGGGCACUGAAGAUGAUGGAAAGACCGUUUCGCUGAUCCUAUAUUCCUCGAGGGAUAAUAAAAUUUGGAAACUGUCGAAGGGGAUGUCUGACGGUGGCUGCGGUGAUCCCUCCGUCGUGGAGUGGGAGAAGGACAAACUCAUGAUGAUGACAGUGUGUGAUGAUGGCCGCCGCAGGGUUUACGAGUCCGGCGACAAGGGGGAUUCGUGGACGGAGGCACUUGGGACACUCUCGCGCGUGUGGGGCAGCGACCAAAAGGAAGGUAAGAGACGCGGGAGGGACGUUAAGAGCGGGUUCAUCACAGCGAAGUUUGAGGACAGGGACGUGAUGCUUGUCAGUCUGCCAGUGUAUUCGAUUAGGAACGGAGAAGAUAAUCGAAACGGUGAACUCCGUCUUUGGCUGACGGACAACACGCACAUUGCUGAUAUUGGGCCGAUAUCCGGAGAAGAUGAAGAGGACGUUGCCGCCAGCUCCCUGUUGUACAAAAGUGGUAAAGAUAAUAAUGAGGAGAAGUUGAUUGCACUGUACGAGAAGAAGAGGGGCAAUGGCAGAUCAUCACUCGGUAUGGUCUCUGUGCUUCUGACUGAGCAGCUGCAGCGGGUGAAGGAGGUGCUGGCGACGUGGAAGGAAGUGGACGAAAUUGUCUCCAAACUGUGCCCUUCUGGGAGUCCUGAGAAGAGUGCCUCACCUGACGAUGCCUGCAGCGCUGUGAAGGUCACGGCUGGGCUGGUUGGCUUUUUGUCCGGCAACUUCUUUGAUAAGACAUGGAGGGACGAGUACCUCGGGGUGAACGCCACAGUAAAGGGGAAUGAUGGCGGUGCAGCAGCGGCCACAGUAGAUUCAAAGAAGGGCGUGAAGUUCCAGGGAGCGUGGGCGGAGUGGCCCGUUGGCGAGCAGGGGGAGAAUCAGCUGUACCACUUUGCGAACUACAACUUCACUCUUGUGGCGACGGUGUCCAUCGACGGUGAGCCGACGCAGGAUGGUGCUAUUCCAGUGGUGGGUGUGCGUCUGGACGGUGAAGACAAACUUAUGGAGUUGUCGUACAAAAAAGAGAAGAAGUGGGAAUUGCUGUGCGAUGGAGAACCGACGACGGAGCACAGCCGCGGUUGGGAGCCAGGCACUACACACCAGCUGGUGCUUAUGCUACAGGACGGUACCCAUGGCUCCGCGUACGUUGAUGGUCAGCGUGUGGGAGAAGCGCCAUGUGCACUGGAAAAUAAGGAUUCGAAAGGAAUCUCACACUUCUACAUUGGAGGGGAUGGAGGCAGCGCAGACAACAAAAGAGGCCAAGAAGGCGUGUCUGUGACGGUGACGAACGUCCUGCUGUACAACCGCCCGUUGACUUUCUCGGAGAUUACUGCGCUAAAGCCGAAUAAAGCCCCUAUUCCAUCUCCGGUGAAUACGCCUAUUGCCGGUACAGCGAUUCAGUCUACUCCUGGCGGAUCACAGCAGACAAAACAGGAAUCGUUGAUGGGGAGCAGUGGUGCGAAUGGGGAGACGGCGGGAAGAACGAAUGGCCAGGGGAUCCAUGCACAGGACAAGGAAGUCAAUGCUACGGCACUCAGCAGCAGCCUUGGAAAUGUGUCGCAGGGGAAUAACACCGACGCUGGCACCAUGCGUGAGAGCGGAAUGGUGCCAUCGCUGUUUCUUCUGCUGUUGGGACUGUGGGGGUUUGCGGCACUGUGA